Coniosporium apollinis CBS 100218 is the source of this 3270-nucleotide messenger RNA. RefSeq lists its product as uncharacterized. Gene Ontology annotation, biological process: regulation of Rab protein signal transduction. NCBI's taxonomy places the organism in Eukaryota, Fungi, Ascomycota, Dothideomycetes. The coding region runs from base 1 to 3270 and encodes 1089 amino acids. The record is from RefSeq and is a predicted model, not a curated record. Gene Ontology annotation, cellular component: cytoplasmic vesicle. The transcript is spliced from 4 exons.
AUGUCUCCCAUCCCUACUCCCGCCGAGCUUUCCAGUGUGCCGCUGGCCGACUACUUCUUCAUCUCCGGAAUCGAAUCUUCGCAGGUUUUCGAAGAGCGACCGCAGGCGAACGGGAUCGCGCCGCCAACGGUGGAUGCCACCAUUGAAGAGGACAAGGCGCUGGAGACAGAUACGGCUGCACGGCCAAAGUCAUCCGGGGAGUUGUCAUGGACAGAAGGCACGCCGCGCAAGACGAGGCGCAGCUGCGACCCAAGGAGCUCCAUCAGCACAAUCCUCAGCCCAGAGCACAGUGCCUCGGCGAGCAACCGGAGCAGCGCUACGAUCAGAGGCAUACAAGUGGAGUCUACUCCUCUAAGCGACGAAGACUUUGAACAUGCCCUUCGAAAGUUCGCCUCCGAGAGGGACUCGUUUCUGGAAGAAAUACACUUCAGCGCCGGCACCCUACCUCAGCCAACCCGACCGAAACCGCGCCAGAAGGCACAACGCAUUGUCAACGAUGAUGCUGCGCCAGCGAGGGCCGGAGUUGGAAGCCUCAGGCGGCGGAUAUCGACCAUGGGCGUGCUGAAACGGCAACCCUCCUUGGCACGGCAGUCUUCAACCCGGACUUCGAAGAGACUGAGCGGCUAUAACUCAGUCAUCCCCGCCCCCCAACCAUUCCACCCGACGCCGAACAUGCACCCCCUGAAGCGCCGCUAUGAGCCUGUGCUCUUAGACAGGUAUCCGCCACGCAACAUGGUUGACGGAGUGAAGCGACGGAACCCGUUCCCCGAUUAUGUCCCAAUGUUCGCGUUUCCCAACGACGUCAACGUGGUCUCGUCAGACGAACGACCAAAAUCAACGUGGCACGGGUUCGCCAUGACCAACGCUGACGGUUCCAAGCUCUACGGCAUCUGCUUGACCAUGUGGCUACCUCUGAACGAAAAGGCAGCGGAAGAGAUUGAGCGUCAGUGUGAAGAGUGGAGAAGGGCAAACAUGACGGGCGAGGAGAGGGAGCUUGCGGCUAGCCUUGGGGAACGGCUCGUCAUAGAGAGGGCGAAGCUCUCACGGCUCCUAGCAAGGCUUCCCAGCGUCCCUUCAGGGUCGGAAGAACGAGAGCAAUUCGAAGACGAGAUUAGUGCCGUAGAAGAGAAGAUUGGGCUGAUGGCUGAUCUGCUGAGACCCGUCAGGCACGGUGCUGCAUCCAAGAUCGACGGUUUGACAGACGGCGAUAGCGGACUGUGGAUACCGAGAGUAUAUGGAGUGCUUGGGAGAGAUGAGUGCCUGACGAGCUUCUGGAAGGAGUGGCUUAGAGCCGUGGUCGUCCCAAUGACCAACGGAGGCGUGCUUAGAGUUCCUCCAAGCUCGCCGAAGAUCGGCAUGUGGCAGCCUCUUGAGCGUUAUGUCGUCAAUCUUUGCGCCGAGGCUCCCAGUCCCAUCUCAUCCAUCACUCAAGUUGAAGUCGCCGUCCGAGAGCUUCGGCUAUAUGCUCGCAAGGAAGCUAUCAACGAGAUACCUGGAUCCCGCAACACCGACCUCUACGGCCUUUUCCGCUCGCUGUCAAUUCCGAACAUUGUCACCCUCUUCGAGUAUGUGCUUUCCGAAGCACGCAUUAUCUUGCUCUCAUCCUAUACGAGCAUGCUGCAUCUUUCUAGCGCGGCCCUCACACACCUCAUCUAUCCCCUGAAGUGGGCCGGCGUCUUCAUCCCUAUACUCCCUGCGCGACUCAUUCAGGCACUGGAAGCACCAUGCCCGUACAUAGUAGGUAUAGAGAGACGGUACGAAGGAGUCGCACUGCCAGAUGACGACUAUGUCCUUGUCGAUCUGGACCAGGACACGAUCGAAAGCGUUACCCGGCCCAUGUCCCUUCCGCGCCACCAACGGAGAAAGCUCACAGCAUUGCUACAAGCUGCAGCCCCUCAUCACAACCGGUAUGGCGUGCCUGUGGGGCCUCCUGCAUACGCCCAAGAGUCGUUUCCUUAUGACGCCUUCUCAACUGAGAACCCUUCCGUGUUCUCCCACCGGACCCCUGCUUCCACGCUGGCCGCCUACGUCAGCCUCAACUCGAACUCGUUCACCACCGUUGGACUGCCAGGCUCGCAACAGCCGGUUUUCAAUGCCUUUCUCGAGGAGCGGAACCCUAAUAGUCGCGAUGGCAAGAGACCGUCUACGAGCUCUACGAACAAUACUAACAAGACCGGCUCUCCACCGUCUCCUACAGUAUCGCCUGUGUCAGCGGGCUUCCCGUCAAUUCCAUCCACCCCGGUCUCGCGGAGUGACUCCGGCUACGCAUUGCAGGCUACGCUCCGCGAGAAGCGCUCUGCCCACUUCGACACCGCAUCCAAGCGAAGUUCAUCUUUUGGAUUGGAGAGAAUCAACACACUCAGACGACCGAGUCAACCGUUCCUCGGACACUCUUCCAGCGGGUCCACUUCAAGUCUGCUCAGCGCGCAUGUCGCCGGAUCUCAAUACGCACCGUCCGUCUACGCUCAAUCCACACUAGCAGCAUCGACAAUCAUGCCGGGCGUGCUGAUGCAACCUGUGCGCAACACGAAGACGACGCAGUGGGUUGAGGGUCACUGCUUGCAGUGGAGAGGACAAGACGAUCGAGCACCGUGCAAUGUCUGCGAAGAGAAAUCUGAUGAGGGUGUCUUCAAGUGCAGCGGCUGCAACAUGAGCGCUCACGGUCGAUGCGCGCCCCAGAUCUGCCUGGUUUGUCCUGUGGCCUUCAAUGCAGAGCAGGUGCGCGCGGCUUUUGUACGCUGCUUCGCGAGCUUGUUCUACACCUACAGACGCUUCAUGCAUCAGGCAACCGGGGACAGGAAGAAAUCGGGCCUGAUCUACCAUUUUAAUAUGGAUGGCUUCUUGAAGAGUAUGCCUCACGAGAACGCAGAAUACACGCAGAUGCUGCAGCAAACCCAAGCCUUCAACGAGUUCAUUCACGAGCGCGAAACCAAGAGAUCCGAUGACCCUUCAAUUAAGCUUUUUGAUCAGAUCAUCCUAUCUAAGAAGAACCGCGGCGGCAGAUCCUUCUUCUCCAAAUCGAGCACCGACUUCCUCUCCGACACCUCCGACCACCUCUGGCGCACCGCCGCCGCCACACCGCCGAACGCGCGGUUUCCAGGUGACUACCGCGCUAUCAUCACUAGGAUCCCGGCAAAACUUGAUCCGACCCUGAUGAAGGAACCACGCGCGAUACAGGGCGUGCCGCGGAUUCCGCAGACCAAGGCGCGCCGGAAGCCGAUACCAUCGCAGUUGGGGAUGAAUCCGAAGGUACCGCCUUCGUCACGAUGA